AUGAACAAUACCAGCAAUACCACAGAGAACAUCACCGACACCAUGGUGAACGUCACUUUGACUGAGCCCCAAAGACACAAAGUCUACAUUGUCAAAUACAACUUCGAUUCCUCCCCUCCAGAAGGCGACUCCGCAAUCUUUGUUAAAACCAACGAAGACCUCGGCCAUAUUCACUUCAUUGCCUCCAACGGUGCCGGAACCCACCCAUACUACGAUCGUGCGACCAUCAUGGCUCAUGAAGCCAAGGAAACAGGAGAAAGCCUCAUGCUAAUAGGAACUACCCUUACUGAGAACUAUCCUCGUAGUUGGGAUGAGGCGCUGUGCGUAGUCACGGAGAAUCAGCAGUAUACGACAACUUCCUUGACUUUGUCUGGCUCCACACAAGCUGGGAUGAGGCGGUUGAAGGUCUCUUGCUGGACUCAAGAGUGUGCUAGGCCUAUGUUGGAGAAGGCUGGGCUUUUGGAGAAGAUAAUUGAACAUUGA
Messenger RNA from Penicillium crustosum, 483 nucleotides. RefSeq lists its product as uncharacterized. The transcript has a single exon. The coding region runs from base 1 to 483 and encodes 160 amino acids. The record is from RefSeq and is a predicted model, not a curated record. Lineage: Eukaryota; Fungi; Ascomycota; Eurotiomycetes; Eurotiales; Aspergillaceae.